AUGGACGGCGAAUCCAGAUCGCCUCUCUUCUACCGACACGUGGCAGCAGGAGCUGUUUCAGCCGUGGUGGCGAGCGCCCUCACAUACCCUCUCGAUGUCGCGAAGACCGUCGCGCAGGCGGGUGUCGCACAGGCCAGCGUCGCACACGCGGUUGUCGCACAGACAGGCGCCGUGCAGGGCAGUACGAUCGCGGGGGGACCAGGCGGAGGAUCUUCUGGUGGACUGGCGAGAAGCGGAACAGCAGCAGCCUCAAGAGCAGCUGCUACCAGCGGUCUCAACUGGAGAAGUAGAGCCGCGUUCACGGGGUUUUCACCGCAUAUCGCGGGGCAUCUGCCAUCGCUAGCAGCCCGCUACACCACCUACCAUCUUGCCGCCGCCUACCAAAUGGGUGAGUCCACCUUCCUUCCUUCCUGCCUUGCCAUUCACCUCGCGUUCUCCUCGUGGUCUUCUAGUUCAUCAAGCAAGUCAACUCACUCAGCACGGGUACGGUUCAAUGCGGUUGAGCAUAAUGCUGUCUUUUCCCCCCUUGAGCAGCAGCAGCCUGUUCCUUUGUUAACUUGUCCUCUUCCGUCCCCUCCUUCCCCUCUUUUUACCCCGAUGGUCUGCCCUCUUGGCUCCCCAUCUCCCCGCCUCAAGCACCAGCAGCAGCAGCAGGUGCAUAGCCGGGAUGGUCUGCCCUCUUGGCUGCCCAUCUCCCCGCUUCAAGCAGCAGCAGCAGCAGGAGCCAUUGCAGGAGCGACAGAGUCUCUGCUCUACGUGCUUCACCUGAAACUUUGCUAUGGUCUGCCUUCUUGGAUGCCCAUCUCCCCACCUCAAGCAGCAUUAGCAGGAGCCAUAGCCGGGGCGACAGAGUCCCUGCUCUCCACACCAUUCGACCUCCUCAGAACCCGCCUGCUGCUCGCCACUCCCCUGCUUCCACCUGUCCCGCCCUCCCACCCCAUCUCCCUCCCCAGCCCUUCCAUCCGCAUCCACCGCCCCUCGACUCCUUCCCAACCAACCUCUUCUUCUUUAGGCAAGCCCUCCCCCAGCGAAAUCUCCCCCAACCAUACCUCCUCCGGUCAAUCCGCCACCAUCAAUCAAUCUUCCAACCCCAGUCAGAAGUCACGGACUGGCUCCUCUCUUCCCAAGCACAAGCUGCCCCAUCCGCACACACACAGACAGACCAACUCUCGACCUAACCGCCCUCACCGCACAACUCACAAGCGCACAUUCGUUUCCUCCUCCUCGCCUCCUCCCACCGUCCUCACCUCCACUCAAGCCCUUCACCAGAGGCACUUCUCUGCAGCCUUGCGUGGCCCUACCACCCCCCCUCCCCCUAACCCCCCACCGCCCACCACCUUUUCCCUCUCCCUCGCCCGCUACCCCUGGACACCGGUCCCGUCGCCCUACCUCCCUGCCUCGUCCCCGUGGGAAGCCGCAAGGGCUGGAGUGAGGGCGGAGGGGGCAGCUCAGCUGUGGCGAGGGCUUCGAGCUGGCGUGACUCGGGACUCGCUUUUCGGAGCGGUGUUCUUUGGAGGGUGGGUGACUAUAGAGGAGGGAUUGAGGGAACUGGAGGAGCUUCAGAGGAGGAAGAGUGAGAGGGAUGGGGAGGAGGAGCAGGAAAGGACGGAGGGAGGAGGAGUGGGUGGUGGAGACAUGGGGAGGGGGAGUGUGGGGAAUGGGUAUUGGUAUGCGUUGACGCAAGGGUUGGAAGCGGCAGUGGCAGCAGCGGUGGCGUCGGUGGUGUCGCAUCCGUUUGACUGUGCCAAGACCCGCACUCAAGCCACUGUCUUGCCUAAGGGUGGGGAGGGGAUUUGGGCGGAUGGGGGGGGAAAGCGUGGGAGGGGGAAGUGGGGAAGUGAGUGGGUGAAUUGGUGGGAAAGGGGAAGGGGGGAAAGGGGAGAGACCCCGUGCUGGUGGAAAAAGGGGAGCGACCUGGCGCACCUGCUGGAGGUGCUGCGCGGCGCGGAGGACGCGCUCGCGAAGCACGCGCCGCAGCUCGACACGCUGCUCGCGUCGCUUGAUCCCGCCUUGCACUCGCUUGCCUUCCUCUUCUUUCUGUGA
Closterium sp. NIES-65 is the source of this 2043-nucleotide messenger RNA. The record is from the annotation of a GenBank genome assembly. NCBI's taxonomy places the organism in Eukaryota, Viridiplantae, Streptophyta, Zygnematophyceae, Desmidiales, Closteriaceae.